Cucumis sativus (cucumber) is the source of this 1871-nucleotide messenger RNA. RefSeq names its product serine/threonine-protein kinase rio2. Gene Ontology annotation, biological process: protein phosphorylation; maturation of SSU-rRNA. Gene Ontology annotation, cellular component: preribosome, small subunit precursor; cytosol; nucleus. Bases 186 to 1616 code for a protein of 476 amino acids. Gene Ontology annotation, molecular function: protein serine/threonine kinase activity; ATP binding. The record is from RefSeq and is a predicted model, not a curated record. The transcript has 15 exons. NCBI's taxonomy places the organism in Eukaryota, Viridiplantae, Streptophyta, Magnoliopsida, Cucurbitales, Cucurbitaceae.
GGGUUAUUUAUUUGUGUUAAAAAGCACAGAAACACAUAAAUAAGGAAGGAAAAGGUCCACAGCAGUUUCCGCACUCGUCUUUCUCUCUCUCGCCGCCGGUCGCCUAGCACUGCCAGCAAACACCCGGAGACGUUCGCCUCCGCAGUUCACCGGAGGACUUCCCUUCGUUUGGGACAAACUUAAAGAUGAAGCUGGAUGUUAAUGCCCUGCGCUAUCUCUCAAAAGAUGAUUUUAGGGUUCUUACUGCUGUUGAGAUGGGGAUGCGGAAUCAUGAAAUUGUUCCUUCAGAACUUGUGGAACGUAUAGCUUCUCUCAAGCAUGGGGGCACUUACAAAGUUUUGAAGAAUUUACUCAAAUAUAAAUUAUUGCACCACGACUCUUCUAAAUAUGAUGGGUUUCGACUUACCUAUCUUGGCUAUGAUUUUCUUGCAAUCAAAACUUUGGUAAACCGUGGAGUGUUUGUGGCUGUUGGUCGACAAAUUGGAGUUGGGAAAGAGUCUGAUAUUUUUGAGGUUGCCAAAGAAGAUGGUACCGUGCUUGCCAUGAAGUUGCAUAGACUCGGUAGAAUUUCUUUUAGGUCAGUUAAAUCUAAGCGUGAUUAUUUGAGGCAUCGCAGUAGUUACAAUUGGCUUUACUUGUCUCGGCUUGCGGCAGUUAAAGAAUUUGCAUUCAUGAAGGCUUUGGAAGAACAUGGUUUUCCUGUUCCAAGUGCAGUAGACUGUAAUAGGCACUGUGUCAUUAUGUCACUCGUUGAAGGUUAUCCACUGGUGCAGGUAAAACAAUUACAAAAUCCAGAUGUGGUUUUCGAAACGAUCAUUGGUCUCGUUGUUCGUCUAGCAGAACAUGGUCUCAUUCAUUGUGACUUCAACGAAUUUAACAUUAUGAUUGAUGACGAUGAGAAGGUCACCAUGAUUGAUUUUCCACAAAUGGUUUCUGUCUCGCAUCGUAAUGCACAAAUGUACUUUGAUCGGGAUGUUGAAUGCAUCUUUAAGUUUUUCAGAAAAAGGUUUAACCUGUCAUUCCAUGAGACCGUGGAUGAUGAAAAUGAUGUAGAAAUUGACAAUGAUGAAAGUGUAAGGCCUUGCUUUUCUUCGAUAUCUAAAGGUGUUGGAAGUUUAGACAAGGAACUUGCUGCCAGUGGGUUCACACGAAAGGAUCAGGAAGACAUCGAAAAGUUUAUUGAAAAUGGACUUGAGGGAGAUGCAGAUUCUGGCGGUGAAGAAGAUGAAACGGAGGACACUGAUGGUGUGGAAGUGGAACAUCUACACAUUUCAGAGGAGGAAACUUUGAAUGGUGAUGAAAAUGCAGGGCGUCAGAGGAACCAUGAAGCAUGUCAGAUCGAUGUAUCUGAGCAUGACUCAGAUUCAGAUAACCAAGAAGAAAAUGAAAACAGAAUCUCCGGGAAUGACUCAAGUGAAAUGAGGGACAAUGGAGGUGAGUCUAGAGAUGAAAAUGAAGACGAAGAACUGAACAAACGAUUGAACAAGCAGAGACGACGUGCCAUAGCAUCAGCCAGUGGAGGAAGAAAGACUCGUUCUUCUCGAAACACAUAUAAAGACAAAGGUAGGAAGUCUUCUAAUAAUUCCAAGAUUCAUAAACAACUCAGUAUCUGGUGAAGUUUUGUUGUCAUACUUGAUGAUGCUCACAUCCCGGUACCGUGGUGUACCGUUGUGUCAAUUUUGUCCUCACACUUCUGGAAGAAAAUUCGGUUCUGAUUUCGGUUUCUUCCCUCCUCUAUUGCUAUACUUUAAUAGGAAGUCUUAUUAUCUUUUUUAAUGUAAGGAUGAAUUUGACAUGAUGAUGAAAGUAUAUUGACAAUAAAACGUAAUUUAAUUUUUUGUUUCACAUAUGUAUAUAUAUAUCAGUGAUUU